AUGCGAAAGGUAGUUUGUCCCGAUAAAGAUAAACUGAGAGUCUUUUUACCACAUCACGCAGUAAUAAAAGAGAGUAGUGCUACCACCAAAACAAGGGUGGUGUUCGAUGCAUCCAGUCAGUAUUCAAAGGGUAAAUCUUUAAACGACGCGUUAUACAAGGGUCCUGUCAUUCAGUCUGAUUUAUUUGACCUAAUUAUACGAUUCAGAUGUUAUAAAUACGUUCUGUGUGCGGAUAUAUCAAAAAUGUACAGGCAGAUUUUAGUGCAUGAAGAACAAAUUGCGUUGCAAAGUAUUCUGUGGAGAGAAGAGCCCGAAUCAAAGAUAGAGGAAAUGGAAUUGCUUACUGUAACUUACGGUACAAAACCGGCUUCGUUCUUGGCCACUAAAUGUUUAUACCAAUUAGCCGAAAGUGAAAAGGUAAAUUAUCCUAAAGCUGCGAAAAUAGUUUGCAGGGAUUUUUAUAUGGACGAUUUACUAACCGGGAGUAAUACUAAAGCCGAAAUUAUAGAACUACAAAAGGAAUUAACGGAAUUGUUAGCAAAAGGUGGUUUUGCACUACAUAAAUGGAACUCUAACAUAAUAGAUCAAGAGAACAAUAUAAAAACAGAAAGUAAAGAGGUAGACAUUAGUAAGGACGCGGAAUCUAAAUUAGUAGGUAUAUUAUGGAGUCCAAGCAAGGAUACUUUUCGAUACAAGGUAUCGUUAAAGGAGGGCGAAACUCGUGUAACAAAGAGAGUUAUGCUAUCGCAGAUUUGCCGAUUAUUCGAUCCUUUAGGUUUAGUGGGGCCAGUUAUAACGUUAGCCAAAAUACUUAUGCAGGAACUAUGGAGUUUGGGUAUAGACUGGGAUGAAUCCCUCCCUAUGCAUCUUCAUAGAGCAUGGGAUCAAAUGAAACUACAAUUAUAUUUACUUAACGAGUUAGAGAUACCUAGAUCGGUAAUCCCGGGUAAAACGAAUUCACAAAUACAAAUACACGGUUUUUGUGACGCCAGUGAAAAGGCUUAUGGAGCCUGCGUAUAUUUACGAGAGCAAGACGAGCGUGGUCUUUUAACAGGUUCCCUACUGUGCUCAAAAUCAAGAGUAGCGCCUAUGAAGGCACUAUCCUUGCCUAGACUAGAAUUAUGCGGUGCAGUGCUACUGGUAAACUUGAUGGAUAAGGUAAUAAAUAGCUUGCAUUUGCAGAUACACCAGAAAUUUUACUGGACAGAUUCAAGGAUAGUGUUAGCAUGGAUAGGUUCCUCGUCCAGAAAAUGGCAGGCGUUCGUGGCAAAUAGAGUUAGUGAUAUUCAUGAUAAGUCUUCACCUUCAGAUUGGCGACAUAUAAGUUCAAAAGACAACCCCGCGGACUUGAUUUCCAGAGGGGCCACCCCCGAGCUAUUAAUGCGAGCAGAUAGUUGGUGGAAAGGACCACCAUGGUUGAUGCAGGAUAAAGAAUUCUGGCCGGUGGAAGGUGAGGAAUUAUCAUGUGAGAGCGUUCCAGAAAUGCGAAAACAAGCAAUAAUAGCGACGGCUGUGAAUUGUGAAGCGAUUAUUAAUUAUAAUAAAUUUUCUUCGUUAAAUAAGCUACUGCGAGUAGUUGCGUAUGUAUUAAGAUUUAGUCAUAAUAUACGAUGUGAAAAGAAAAGGCGUGAAAUAGGGGCAAUAACUGCUGAAGAACUCAAGAAGGCUAAGGCGUCUACUAUCAAGUUAAUACAAAAGGAAGAAUUUAAAGAUGAUAUUAAGGCGUUGAAGGGCAACAACAAGGUCCGAAGAGAUUCCAAGUUAGUGUCGCUAUAUCCGUACUUGGAUAGCAAUGGAAUAUUGAGGGUCGGAGGAAGACUGAAAAACGCGACAUUAUCUGACGAAGUUAAGCACCCUAUCUUGAUUCCCGCAUCGCAUGACUUUACCACUUUGGUAAUUUUGCAUCAUCAUGAAAGAUUAUUCCACGCUGGUGUCCAGACAACUUUAAAUUCUAUUAGGGAAGAAUUUUGGCCAAUCUUCGCAAAAAGUCGUGUGAAGAAGAUUCUACGAAACUGUGUAAGAUGUCGCAAGGCCCAUCCUAAAGCCGGCUGGCAAUUAAUGGGAGAGUUACCGGCAGUCAGAGUUAACAUCAGCAGACCUUUCUAUAACUGUGGAGUAGACUACUGCGGCCCUUUCCUCGUCCGGGAUCGAAUUCGUCGCAACAGUAAGAAAUACAAGGCAUAUGUGGCUAUAUUCAUUUGUAUGGUCACCAAGGCGGUACAUAUAGAAUUAGUAGAAGACUUGACAACCGAGGCCUUCUUAGCCGUUCUAAAAAGGCUCAUCGCAAGAAGAGGCAAAGUGAAGAAUAUGUACUCGGACAAUGGAAGAAACUUUGUGGGUGCCGAUCGUAUACUACAACAAGCUUUGGAGGAUACGACGUUCAAUAGCACGGUGCAAGAGUUUGCAACUAAAGAGCAAAUAAGUUGGCACUUCAUACCUCCAAGGUCACCUCAUUACGGAGGCUUAUGGGAAGCAGCAGUGCGUUCUAUGAAGCUACUUCUAAAGCGUACUUUGGGCGAGGCAUGUCUGACAGUGGGAGAAAUGACGACCGUAUUGACUCAAGUAGAAGCGAUACUAAAUUCUCGACCUUUAACCCCCCUGUCCGAGGAUCCCAAUGAUAUGAAGGCUAUAACACCGGGACAUUUUCUAAUAGGAGAGAAUUUACAAGCUUAUCCAGAGGAGGAUUUACAAAGGGUACCCGAGAACAGGCUUUCCCGUUGGCAACACAUUGAGCAGCUCAAGCAGCAGUUGUGGUCAAGAUGGCAACAGGAGUAUCUAACAACAUGCCAACAAAGAAGCAAAUGGAAAAGAGAUAACGACAGCAAAUUCGUCGUUGGUCAACUCGUGAUGUUAAAGGAGUCGGGCAGUUUACCCCUUGAAUGGAUUCUCGCAAGAAUUACUGAAGUACAUCCAGGACUAGACGGAAAAAUCCGGGCUGUUACCUUACAAACCAAAACGGGGAUUUACAAACGAGCAAUCACUAAUGUAGCUCCUAUAUCCGAUUAA
Molecule: messenger RNA, 3006 nt
Organism: Vollenhovia emeryi
Lineage: Eukaryota; Metazoa; Arthropoda; Insecta; Hymenoptera; Formicidae
Exons: 1
Coding region: 1-3006 (1001 amino acids)
Biological process (GO): DNA integration
Molecular function (GO): nucleic acid binding
Source: RefSeq, a predicted model, not a curated record